Sphaeramia orbicularis (orbiculate cardinalfish) is the source of this 1659-nucleotide messenger RNA. It is a transcript of the gene hspa14, whose product is annotated as heat shock protein 14. Gene Ontology annotation, molecular function: ATP-dependent protein folding chaperone; ATP binding. The coding region runs from base 52 to 1569 and encodes 505 amino acids. The transcript is spliced from 14 exons. The record is from RefSeq and is a predicted model, not a curated record. NCBI's taxonomy places the organism in Eukaryota, Metazoa, Chordata, Actinopteri, Kurtiformes, Apogonidae.
GAACCGGUUGUGUGCGUGUAGCCUGUAGCCUUUCCAGUGGCUAAUUUCAGCAUGGCUGCGAUUGGAGUUCAUUUCGGGUAUACAUGUGCUUGUGUGGCGAUUUUUAAGGAUGGACGGGCUGAUGUGGUGGCUAAUGAUGCAGGCGACAGAGUGACUCCAGCUGUGGUGGGUUACAGAGACACCGAGCAGAUUGUAGGGAUUGCAGCAAAACAAGGACGUGUCCGUAACGCUACCAACACAGUCGUAAAAGUGAAGCAAGUGCUAGGAAGAAGCUUUGAUGACCCUGAGACACAAGCUCACAAAGUAGAGACCAAGUGUCAGGUGGUCAACAGAGGAGACAAGCCUUAUUAUGAGAUCAAAGUUGGAGAUCACACAGAGAAUAUUGCUCCAGAAGAUGUUGCUAAACUUAUUUUCCAUAAAAUGAAAGAAACUGCUCAAUCGGCGUUGGAUUCUGACGUUACAGAUGCAGUGAUUACUGUGCCUUUUGAGUUUGCACAUGCUCAGAAGAAUGCCCUCAGGGAGGCGGCUGAGGCUGCAGGUUUCAACGUGCUGAGGCUGAUCCAUGAACCAGCUGCUGCUCUGCUGGCCUACAACAUCGGGCAGGACUGUCCAUCAGGGAAAAGUCAUGUCCUGGUUUAUAAGCUGGGUGGAACGUCUCUCAGUGUGACAGUGCUGCAAGUUAACGGAGGAAUGUUCCGGGUUCUCAACACCCACACUGACCACAGCAUCGGAGGAGAGAGUUUCACCCAAGCCCUGGCCCAGCACCUCGCCACGGAAUUCAAACGCUCCUUCAGACAUGAUGUGAGCACCAACGCUCGGGCGAUGCUGAAGCUCAUGAACGGUGCAGACAUGGCCAAACACUCGCUGUCCUCGCUGGGAUCUGCCAACUGUUUUGUUGACUCUCUGCAUGAUGGCAUUGACUUUGACUGCAAUGUUUCCAGAGCUCGGUUUGAGCUACUCUGCUCUGCUCUGUUUAACAAAAGCAUCCAGCCAAUUAGAUCCUUGCUGCAGGAGGCAGGCCUCUCCACCAACGACAUUAACAAGGUGGUUCUGUGUGGCGGCUCUGCCAGGAUCCCUCGUCUCCAGCAGAUGAUUCAGGAAAUGUUUCCUGAAGUGGAGCUUCUUAGCUCCGCCCCUCCUGAUGAGGUCAUCGCCGUGGGAGCGGCCCUGGAAGCUGGCUUGUUGGUCGGCAAAGACGGACUUAAUGGGGAAGAGUCAGAGACUGUGGAUGUUUCUGCUGCAGACAUAUUACUGAAGGAGGUGGAUGAAUGUGGAGCCACAGUGUUCAACGUUCUCCUUCCAUCUGGGACUCCUCUCCCGGCUCGUAGACAUCACGUCCUGAGUGGAGGAGGAGAUCUGUCCUCCCUUUGUCUGGAGAUCUACCAGAAAUGUGGCACAGAGGAACCAGAAAAGCUCGCUAAGAUUAUCUUGAGAGAUCUGCAGCCAAAAGAAGAAAACCAUGACAUUGACACAACUGUGACCAUGAAAAGGGACGGAUCUGUUCAUGUGUCCUGUGUAGAACAGAGUAGUGGAAGGUCAGAGGCCAUCAGUAUAGCGGCUGCAUCGUAAAGACGCUCAUCUGCAGUUGAUACCACACACACUGCUGUUUUGUUCUUUUAUUUUUUCUAUUUGUCAUUGAAUAAACAAAAUGGAACUGUG